CGCCCCCGGCCGCUGCCUCGCCAGGAAGAGUGGCCCCCGCCGGCCCGCAGAGCAGAACUGGGCUGUCCCCGGGCGUAGGCACCAUGUGCGGCAUCUUUGCUUACCUAAACUACCAUGUUCCCCGGACCAGACGGGAGAUUCUGGAGACCCUUAUCAAAGGGCUUCAGAGACUGGAGUACAGAGGAUAUGAUUCUGCAGGUGUGGGAAUCGAUGGAGGAAAUGACAAAGACUGGGAGGCUAAUGCUGGCAAAAUCCAAUUAAUCAAAAAGAAGGGGAAAGUGAAGGCUCUGGAUGAAGAGAUUAACAAACAACAGGAUAUGGACCUGGACAUCGAGUUUGAUGUACAUCUUGGCAUCGCACAUACCCGAUGGGCUACCCAUGGUGAGCCCAGUCCCGUCAAUAGCCACCCACAGCGCUCAGAUAAAAAUAAUGAAUUUAUUGUUAUCCACAAUGGCAUUAUAACCAACUACAAAGAUCUGAGAAAAUUUUUGGAAAGCAAAGGGUAUGAUUUUGAGUCUGAGACCGACACAGAAACCAUUGCCAAGCUUGUCAAGUACAUGUAUGACAACCGCGAAAGUGAUGACAUUAGCUUCACCACCUUGGUGGAGAGGGUUAUCCAGCAACUGGAAGGUGCUUUUGCCCUUGUGUUUAAAAGUGUCCAUUACCAUGGUCAAGCAGUUGGCACCAGACGAGGAAGCCCCCUGCUGAUUGGAGUUCGAAGUGAACACAAGCUCUCCACUGACCACAUUCCAGUACUGUACAGAACAGCUGUGCAAUCUAUGGAUCAUUCUGUUGGUGGAAUAUCCAUAGAAGUGGAGAAAGGUAAAGACAAGAAAGGAAGCUGCAGCCUCUCCCGUAUCGACAGCACCACCUGUCUUUUCCCUGUUGAAGAGAAAGCUGUGGAGUACUAUUUUGCUUCUGAUGCGAGUGCUGUCAUUGAGCACACCAACAGAGUGAUUUUCCUUGAAGACGAUGACGUAGCAGCUGUGGUGGACGGUCGUCUUUCUAUCCACCGGAUCAAACGCACAGCAGGCGACCACCCUGGGCGUGCAGUCCAGACGCUGCAGAUGGAACUUCAGCAGAUCAUGAAGGGUAACUUCAGUUCAUUUAUGCAGAAGGAAAUUUUUGAGCAACCAGAAUCUGUUGUUAACACAAUGAGAGGAAGAGUCAACUUUGAUGACUACACUGUGAAUCUGGGCGGGUUGAAGGAUCACAUCAAGGAGAUUCAGCGGUGUCGGCGUUUAAUCCUGAUUGCUUGUGGGACAAGCUACCACGCAGGAGUUGCGACACGUCAAGUGCUAGAAGAAUUGACUGAAUUGCCUGUUAUGGUUGAACUAGCCAGUGACUUUUUGGACAGAAACACUCCAGUCUUCAGAGAUGACGUCUGCUUUUUUAUCAGCCAGUCAGGCGAGACAGCAGAUACUUUGAUGGGUCUUCGAUACUGUAAGGAAAGGGGAGCCCUCACUGUAGGAAUAACUAAUACUGUGGGCAGUUCCAUAUCCAGGGAGACAGACUGUGGUGUCCAUAUCAACGCAGGACCAGAGAUUGGUGUGGCCAGCACAAAGGCCUACACUAGCCAGUUUGUUUCUCUGGUGAUGUUUGCCCUCAUGAUGUGUGAUGAUAGGAUUUCUAUGCAAGAAAGACGCAAAGAAAUCAUGCGGGGGCUGAAGGUCCUACCAGACUUGAUUAAAGAAGUGCUAAGCAUGGAUGAUGAGAUCCAGAAACUGGCAACAGAGCUUUACCAUCAGAAGUCCGUCUUGAUUAUGGGACGUGGAUAUCACUACGCUACAUGUCUUGAGGGAGCUUUGAAAAUAAAAGAAAUCACAUACAUGCACUCGGAAGGCAUAAUGGCUGGUGAGCUGAAGCAUGGUCCCCUCGCGCUGGUAGACAAAUUGAUGCCUGUUAUCAUGAUCAUCAUGAGGGACCAUACGUAUGCCAAGUGCCAGAAUGCUCUCCAACAGGUUAUAGCCCGGCAGGGACGACCAGUAGUGAUUUGUGAUAAGGAAGACACAGAGACAAUUAAUAAUAAUAAGAGGACAAUCAAAGUUCCUCAUUCUGUGGACUGUCUGCAAGGAAUCUUGAGUGUCAUCCCUUUACAACUUCUGGCUUUCCAUCUUGCAGUUCUCAGAGGAUAUGAUGUUGAUUUUCCAAGAAAUCUGGCCAAAUCUGUAACUGUAGAGUAAAAGUGCAUCUGAAUCUUAGGGGUAUGGGGAAGUAAGUGGAGAGACUUUUUGGGUACCAAAAUAACUUGAUUUUAAAGUCCCCUAGAUCAAAUAAUCUUUUGCUAAAUCAUUGUGUAUAAAAUCACCAUAAUUGUUACAUUAGUGAUUGUCAAAUUAACUCCAUAUGCCAUGUCAAUAGCUUUGUUGAAAGGUGUUCACUAAGAGACUUGGUAAUCUUUUAAAGGAAGCAGUUGGUGGGGCUUUUUAAUAUAAUGAGAUAAUGCAAUUGACGAAAGUAUCUGCAGUGCCUCUACUAGUGAAGGUACGUGCCAAUGUCUGACACUGAAAUCAGAGCUGUAAUAGGCCAUGAAUGAGCCUACAGAGGUUCAGACAUGAUGGUUUAGAAGAGAUUAGGUCAAAUUCUGCCCAGUUUACAUAAAGGGAAAUCCAGUGACUAAUCAGAAUCUCUCCUUUUAUGUAAUUUGGUUAGCGUGCCUAAAAUUAGCCUCUGCAAGGAUCUGGUCUAUGCCAAAUGCCUAGCAACUGACAAUCCUGCAGAGGCUGGGCCAAAAUCUGCUGUUAAGACAGCAUAGUUGUUGCAGCUCAUUCUAAUGUGUAAGUGAGAGCAGUACCUGACCCAAAAUAGAAGGAACACUGGCAAAGUUCAAAGGCCCAGCAAACAAUAUCAUCCCCUUGUUGUUGGGGGGAGAAGGAGAAAUCUGGUGCUCCCCCAUGAUCACUGCAACACUAAAGACAAUCCUAGUUGAGGUUCUGGGUUUAUUGUGCUGCUGCUGUUAGCAAGCAUGAUUUGGAACAUAUACAAGAACCUUGCUCUAAGAACAGCAUCCUUGUAUAUUUCACAAGCCUCCCUACUUACUCCAUUCUAUGUGUGCUCAUGAAUGGAGAGAAUGGCACUACAGGUGACAGUGUCCCUUAACAAAGAUGUCAGUCCAAGGAUAUUGACUGUUGCCAGGAGAGUUGCAGGGAACAAAUGCCUGGCUUUCAUUUCUGCAGCUCAGGUUGCUGUUACUUAGUGCGAGUGACAGCAAAUAGUUUCAGUGGCAUAUAUGGUUUGGGUUUGAGAAUUGGGUUAGACCAGGAAAAUUAACAAAGCUUCAUGCACAAGACUACCAACAAUAUUUUAAGUAGCUUGCAGAAGAUGUUAAACAGCAAAGGUACCUUGAACUUCAACAAAAGUCUCACAUUGCAAAAGGAUGAAUUUCAUAUGGUCAGUGGUGGGUUUGAAGUAAACAGCCAGAGUUAAGAACAUAGUACUGUAGGAUGUAAAGUGAAGUGUGGAGCUUAUUAAUGAAACAUGAAAGUCACUCCGCAACAUUUAGGGAUUUUUUUCUUCACAAAUGUAAUAUUUUGGCCUUUGUAGAAAUCUGCUUUAUCAGAGAGACUGUCCAACACUAGGGUAAGAACUUGGCUCUCUGAGUGAGUAUGCUGUAGUCGAAUGCUGAAUUGCAUAAUCCAAGUUGACUCAGACAAUUGCUCACACAGGUUCAAAGGACUGUAGCUGCAAUGCCAUCUGUCAUUCUUAAAAGUGAUAUUAACUGAAGUAAAUAAUUUACACUUCUGCAUUUUUGUAUCUUAUUCAUAGAUCCGUUCGCUGCUUAGUUUUAGCAUCUUAGCAAGAACUGGAAGCAUACGUUCAGCUAAACCAGUAAUGACUUGAACUUCAUUUUUCUUUAAAAUGACAAACUUGAGUACAGUUACUAAUGCGUUGUAUGCAGGCCAUGAUUUGUGCUGAGCUAUUAAUUUGUAUUUAGGAAUGAAGUAGUAAAUAUAGCAAUUUAAUUCCUACAGUAUUUGCUUAUUACAAUAGACACCUCCCCACAAUGAUUUACAAACAUGCAACAUUUUUUGUAUAACCAAGUACUACGUUAGUUAAAGCCAGUUUAACCUUAACCUUCCUCCUGUGACUUGCCUUAGCUUAUAUUAGUUUCAUUUUUAAAAGGGAGGGAGCUGCUGUUCAAGCAGUUUAACUUAGAAGGGCUGAAGUCAAGGGGAGAACAUGCAGGUUAAGAUCCUCUGUCCUUGUUUGCAGUGAUUCUAAUGUAAGUGAGGCCCUUAAAGGGGGAAGCAUUUUGAGUAUGCUGUUGUACCCAUCGAUUUCCUGGAGAGGAAUUGAUUUGGAGGUCUUUCCCUAUUCAACUUGGAAAAUUAGCUACAAGUGCUUGCCUAGGUUUGUACAGAUGAGACUUUAUUUUAGAAGUAGGACAACUGCUUCUCCACUGGUAUAGUAAGAAUAUACUAGUUAUAUUUAAAUAUGAAUUGAUGUUCUCAAUCUGAUUUGUGCCCUGUAGCAAGUGCUUACUAUUUAUGAAAAGAAUAUCAUUGAUACAAAGGACCAAAGAAAUAGGAUACUAAAUUAAAGAGCUGUAGUUUCUACAGAGUUGUUUUAUCUUGUGAGAUUUUAUAAAUAUUGCAAAGUCACUCAUUUAGUUUGACAGGACGGACAGCCCCUAUUCUUCAGAAAUGUUAAGGCAUGUAACCUAUAAGACUUACUACGCAAACUUUUCACUAGUUAGAAAUUAACCCCAACCAUUAAAUUGAGCUUGAUUUUGUAAAUUGCAUUAAGGUCCAAAACUCAGCUUACUAAAAUUGAAAUAUGUGACUAGACUAUCAGAUAUUGCAAUGUAUAAUAAGAAUGUUAUGGAGCACACUCACUGUGAAGAAUUUUUUUGAAUGAUUAUGGUAUGAUAUCCUUAAAGCAUCUAAGUUUUACCAGUGUGCUGAGAGAUUGUAUACAGGAUUUUCUUAUCUCGCUAGAUAUAUUGCAGUUUGAUGAAACAAUGUUUGUCCAUCUCCCCUCCCAGACUAGUUGAUCCUCCUGCUGCUAGCUGGAAGUUUUAGACUGUCUUGUGCUCUCUGAAAUGAAUGUUUAGAUUACUGAGCCAAUAACAUUAAUUCCUUCCUAACUGAUGUAUUUUUAAAAAUUCAGUAGCCCUCUCCUUAAGAUUGAGCCUCAGAUCAAAUGCAUAGGGCUCAUCCUUGCUGUGUGACUAUCAGCCAUAUACUGUUUCCAUAAACUUGUCUGAAAAGCAUUUUUACUAAAUGUUCACUUUUGUUUUAGUGCAUAUAUUCUUCUCCUAAUCUAUGUGCAUAAAGAGUUCAACAAUAACUCCUGCUGCUAUUUCAAGAGAAGAAAUUGAAGGUUGCCUACCAAUUUAACAAAUCCAGAGUAUUUUUAAACGUACUGAAAUACAGAGCUAGACAAUUUUUCAGGCAAAGAACUCUGCUCUUCCCUGUGGAAGUGCUAUCGUAUUUUGUGAGCAGGUCUCAUUCAAGUUCACUCCUGGAACUUGAUGGAGGUAUACAGUAGCAGAAGUAUUGUCAUGACUGGAAAAGGUUUAAGCCAUUCUGUCUCCCCUCUCCUGCUAAUCCGCACUCCCCAUUGUUAGAGUAUUGCAUAAAAGGCUGCAAGAGGAGGCCCUGCGUGUGUUUAAAAUCUUGACCUUUGCUGCCCUGCCAUAUUUACCAGUACAAUGGCACUUAAAACCUUACUCUGGGACAUGCUCUAACUAGUACCCUCUGUAUUUGUGGACUCAGUUACUCUGAUCUAUACUUUGCUCAGAAGGAAAGCUCUGCUACUCGGGACAGUCUUUGGGCCUCAGCUUUUACUGUACAGCAAGACCCAAAGGCAACAAACCUGGCCUCUAAAUUAUAUGCCAAUAAAGAGAUUGCCCUAAAAACAUUUGAACAGUUUUUCAAAUGUAAAUUAAAUUCCAGUCUGAUCCUUACCUAGAAAUAAAUAAUGGUGAUAUACUUCUGGCCCUUGUGCGUUAAAUGAAGUAUCCUUUGACAUGUUUGCUUUGCUCAAAGGAAAUUUGUGCAAUUUUUUUUUAAUUACCAUUCAUACAGGGAGGUGGAGGGGAGAAGUAGCAGCUUUAAAAAUCUUCACCCAACUUGUAUUUUAACACAGGAGACAAAAUCCGUAGGAAUGUUUGUAAAAAAAUCAGAGCCAAAUUCCUAUGUUCCAGAAGCAAGUCAUGGGAACAUGAUGGAGCCUGGUUCCUGUGGUAUGUUACUAGACUGCCACAAGGGAGACUAAAGGUGUGUGUGUAUUGCACUCAGUGGUGUUACUGUAGCACUUCUAGGACAUACCUGAACUAGCAUAGAUCUAAGUAAAAAAACAGUGAAGCUGUGGCUAUCCAAGACCCAGAGUCUGUGUCCUGCAGCUUCACUGUUAACAUAAUUCAAGCUAGCUCUGCUAUGUCUACAUGUGCUGCAGUGGAGACAUACCCUGGGAUUGGUGCUGCCUUCAGUGUGGCAUGUUGUACUUCUUUUGUAUAGCUCUUCCCUCCUCCAGAAGUCACCUGCUAGUCCUUCAGCCCACAGGCAGACAGCAACAUGGAAGAUGAAGGGGUCUACAAACAAAGUAAGCCGCACUAAAGCAGAUUGUGAAUGCUUAGUUGUGGCAAAGGCUAGGCCUUUUAGACAUUUACCUCAAGACAUGGGAUCCCUCCCCAGUGUGAGAAAACUGACAGAAAACCCUUGUAUCUGUCUGAAUUGAAGGCUUCCUUAGUUUCCUUCCUUCAUCAGUGUGUGUAAAUAGAAAUUUGAAGUGGCAAAUAUUACCAUAUCUUCCCUGCUAGCAUUGUUUUCCUUUGCAUGUACAUAUCUAGCUGGCUUGGUUUAUGGGGAUCAUUCUGUAUCUGGCUUCCUGUUUCAUGCUGUCUGCAGAAGAUGUUUUAAUUUUGUGUGUAGUAUUUUAUAAUUUGGGUUUUGUCUUUUCCUUACUUUUUGUAUCUCACCCUUUGAAUAAAAUGAAGUGCCCAACAUUAA
Messenger RNA from Chelonoidis abingdonii (Abingdon island giant tortoise), 6953 nucleotides. It is a transcript of the gene GFPT1, whose product is annotated as glutamine--fructose-6-phosphate transaminase 1. The record is from RefSeq and is a predicted model, not a curated record. NCBI's taxonomy places the organism in Eukaryota, Metazoa, Chordata, Testudines, Testudinidae. Gene Ontology annotation, molecular function: L-glutamine:D-fructose-6-phosphate transaminase (isomerizing) activity; carbohydrate derivative binding. Gene Ontology annotation, biological process: UDP-N-acetylglucosamine metabolic process; carbohydrate derivative biosynthetic process; protein N-linked glycosylation.